GUACAUGGAGUGGGCACUCCCGACUUCCCCUGCACCGUCAAGGACUGCACUCGCGUGGGCGACAAGGGCUUCACACGCCGAGACCAUCUCGUCGAGCACCUACGCAACUUCCAUCACAUCGACAUCCCAAAGCGGAGGCCCGGCGAGCGUAGCGCCUACCCGCUGGGGCUGCCGAAUUACCAGUAA
Paraphaeosphaeria sporulosa is the source of this 186-nucleotide messenger RNA. RefSeq lists its product as uncharacterized. The transcript has a single exon. NCBI's taxonomy places the organism in Eukaryota, Fungi, Ascomycota, Dothideomycetes, Pleosporales, Didymosphaeriaceae. The annotation marks the transcript as partial. The record is from RefSeq and is a predicted model, not a curated record.